ACGUACUCUCCAGACUUGAAUCCGAUUGAGGAGAUGUUCUCCCACGUCAAGUCGUGGCUUCGGCGUCACCGUACGUAUGCGUUAGGAGAAUUGGCUCGUCUCGAUACCUGUAAUCCUUACCAAAUGCUCUGGGAUGCUGUUUUCUCUACCACAGCGAGUAUGGCAAAAGGCUGGUUCUUCAAUUCCGGCUAUUCAGUAGAUUUAAGAUGA
Messenger RNA from Rhodofomes roseus, 210 nucleotides. RefSeq lists its product as uncharacterized. The annotation marks the transcript as partial. Lineage: Eukaryota; Fungi; Basidiomycota; Agaricomycetes; Polyporales; Fomitopsidaceae. The record is from RefSeq and is a predicted model, not a curated record. Gene Ontology annotation, molecular function: nucleic acid binding. The transcript has a single exon.